CAUCCCCCAUGCUAUUCUAACAACCACCACAGAUACUCAGUACUUCUUCUUCUCCCAUCAUUUUCAAGCACUAUACACAAUUUCUGACGUGAACUCGAGGUUGAGGUCGAGGGCACGGAUCCGGCUAGGCUGCAAUUCCGCGAAUGGUAAUACAGGGGACGCAGAUGCAGUAAAAGUCCAGCCACAUCGGUCAAGGCCGGCCACCAAUUGCCUUGCGCCGUCUUUAUAUCUUGCAGCAAAGCGAAACCCUGUGCAAUCAAAUCAUCAGCACUCAGAAUUUAGCACUGCAUCUGCCGACUAACCCCGCUGUUACUCACGUCGAACAGCCCAGGCUCCCUAGUUCAAAGGCGGCAAGAAUAAGGGUUACAUGCUGCUCGCGACCGCAGCCUCUCUGUGUCGUUAAGCUCCGAUCCUCGAUCGCACUUUGAACGACUUCCUGGAUCGGAUUAUCCCCCCCAUUCGCCUUCCUUUUUCCUUUCUUUUUCUUGAGGCGGCAUGUCACCAGCCAGCAACAAUACUGUUACGUCCCCAGGCAAACGCCCUGCCCUGGGCCGCCGUUCCGUUUCCUCCCACGCGAUCGUUUCGACACGCACGUCCUCAGCCAAUACUACGACGGAUGCGACCGAAUCCAAGGCGCCCGCCACCCACAAAGCUCGCGCCCAUGUUGUAGGUGGUCAUCGCUCACACGGACGUAACCCAUCAUUUGGUAAGAACCUGAAUAAGCUGCAGAGGCUGCAUAGUACCCAAAAUGCGCAGCUGCUCACCGAAAGUUCGAUGAUCGGCACAGGCGCUCGUCACCAUCAGCGUAAAAAGUCCGCUCCUGUGACACCAGCUGAAAGUCCACGAAGCUCAGGUGCACAUAUCCGCUGGGAGGACACAAAUGCGUCUCUAGGCGAUCACAAAGCAAACACUGCCUCGAUACGAAAGAACUACUCAACCCCUGCACUCCAUCGCAAUACAUCUGCUAUUCUCGGCAAGAAAUCGCUCGUGACAGAACGGCCUCAUUCAGCGAAGGGACGGCCCAAGAAGUCAGUAGGCUUUGAACUGGCUGGGGACUCGGACUCCGAAGCAGAGUGGGAGGAUAGUACACAAUCUCCAGAAAGCACACGACGUGGCUCUGUUGCGCCAUCUGCCAAAGAUAGCGCUGAAAACAGUCAGGUUCUAGUAGAUCCUCUAACAUUUGUGAAGCGCCCAUAUCCCCAAGUACCACAAUCGAGAAGUUUACCGGAGUCGAUCAUCAGUACUCUACCUCAAGACGCCGAGGCCACUGAUGAUGAGGAUUCAGAAACCGAGCAACGGUCCUCGGUUUCUUCGAACGAUCAGGAACACCAUAUACACACUCAGGAAUCAGACGGCAUAGCGAAUCGUUUACUGAGCUCGUCUCGGACAUCCAAGGCCCCGCCAGCAAUGUCUUCUAUAUCAGCAAUGGGCACCGCCACAGCGGUUGAUGCAGCCCGUCGAAAUGCGUCGCUAACGAAUCUAAGUUCCAGCCAUGUUGGAUCACGGCAGGCCCCCCCGACGCCACUCACCCUCGAAACUCAAGCUACCCCUCAAGGCACAUCCUCAUCGAUCGAAGGUGGUGUGUCUCGUUUCAUUGAAAAUAGUAAAGCUAGAGCACAUGCCACGUCUCGAACGGAUUCCGAUCCCAAUACGCCGUCGUCUUUCCUUCCACACUACCAUCCACAAACACCACCAUCACCUGGUCACGCUUCGUUAAAGAAAGCCAAGGCUACAUCCCCUCGACCCCGACCUCCCGGCGAGGGUCCACCGUCCCGGACUCAGCAGAAAUUGUGGCUCCAACGUACAGCUACUUUGACUACAUCGCCUCCAGAUUCGCAUGGAUCGCCAGCUUUGCCUCCAUCCACUAUUGAUCCUGUAUUUAUGGCAGCAUCACAUUCAAGAGGUGGGCAAUACGAUAACGGACGAGGUACCGUGAAUGGAAGUGUUAGAGUAGGGACAGCUCACGAUAGUGAAGCUAAGCAUAUUCGCAAGGUCUACGAGAAAACAGCUUCGGAGAUAAAUGUUGUUCGACGCUUCCAAAACCCCACCAAAAACAGCUUCAGCCGAAUACAGAGGCUUGGCAAUGAGAUUGGUCGACCAACUUCGAAGUCCGGUUUAGCGGGGAAAAGUGUAAAAUCUGCGCCAUCAUUGACAAAUGGAAAAUUCUUACAAACACCACGCAACAAACGCUCGCGAGCUGCUCAUGUAGAUGCUGAUGCUGGCGCCCAGUCGAAUAGUCGACCAACGACAGCGAAACCAGGUCGUGUGUAUUUCCAGGAGCAUGAUGAUGUGGUCAACAUUGGCGACCCAGCAGAGGCAGCUGACCGUCUAGACGUUGAGCAUCAGUCUGAUAACCAACGUCCUGUUCAACAUAUCAUUUCGACUUCUAUGAACAGAAAUUCAGACGGGGAUUCUGUCGACAGAGAUAGCGACGGCUACUUUGCUUCAGAACAGGAAAUGCUUCUUCGUCGAAUGUGGGAAAGCCGUGGAGAAACCGCCAGCCCGGGAUAGCCUGGGUAACGAGGUUUUGUGUUGCAUAUCAUUGUUCUUGGGAUUAGAAGUCUAUCUUUCGGGCCUCCAAGACAGUAUUUUGUCACUCAUCCUCCUCCUCUGGCAUUCCUUAGGGCAGAUAUUUGGCCCUAUUUUGAUACAAUUCCACCUUGCAUUAUAACCUCUACAACCAUCACCUCCCUACUAUCUUCGUCUCCUGCCUGAACAGAUUCGGAAUUUGGACAGUUUUGCCGCGGCUUUUUUGCAUAACAUACAAACGGCGUUGAUACAUAUAUAUUCGUUGUCUUCUUUUUACUUGUUUAAUGGGAGGAGUCCCCCCUCCCACUUUUGACCUUCCUUACUUCUCAGCUUUUGUCCAAUUGUGUUAUACUCUGCAUGAUGCUCUUUGUAUAAGUAGAUAGGUGAUUCCCAGUAUCUUUUUUAGCUUCUUAUUUUACAUUAGGACACUUAAUACAUACUUCUUUCAAUG
This is a messenger RNA of Talaromyces proteolyticus, 2980 nucleotides long. RefSeq lists its product as uncharacterized. The transcript has a single exon. Lineage: Eukaryota; Fungi; Ascomycota; Eurotiomycetes; Eurotiales; Trichocomaceae. The record is from RefSeq and is a predicted model, not a curated record. Bases 496 to 2511 code for a protein of 671 amino acids. Gene Ontology annotation, cellular component: fungal-type vacuole membrane; TORC1 complex.